Punica granatum (pomegranate) is the source of this 1230-nucleotide messenger RNA. Lineage: Eukaryota; Viridiplantae; Streptophyta; Magnoliopsida; Myrtales; Lythraceae. The record is from RefSeq and is a predicted model, not a curated record.
AUGUGUGCAGAAAGUGCCUUCAAUUACACCUCGUCUCUGAAGACAGCCUCUUGGAAGCAAGGGACUGAUUGCUUUAUCUUGAAGGCACCCUCCAUUCCAACAGCUCCCCUCUUUUCGCUUCAUCAUGUUCGGAGACUCUAUCUCGGGGGUAAUCAUCUCACUGGAACUAUCCCAUCUUCAAUAUGCCGAAAGAGUUCUCUCAGAGUCCUGCACUUGAUGGAUAAUUACCUGAGUGGCACCAUACUCCCAUGCUUGGGUAAUCUGAGCAAUCUCGUCGUUUUGAAGUUGGGUUUGAAUCAACUGGAGGGUUCACUGCCGAGGACUCUAGCAAACUGUACAAAUUUAAUGUAUCUUAAUGUACAUGAAAACAUGUUUGAUGGUUUUCUCCCUAUUCCACCGGUCACUGCUGAAGCAUAUGCUGCUUCGGGCAACAAAUUUAGUGGAGAAAUCCCUUCCUCCUUCUGUAAUGUUACUACUCUAGUUCUCAUUGACAUGUCAGAUAAUAGCUUGACUGGCAAGAUUCCUCAGUGUCUUAUCAUUGUCAAUACCAACCUAGCGAUGUUAUUCCUAGCAAAGAAUAGAUUACGAGGUCCCAUACCAGAAAUAUUAGCUCGAAAAAAUUGCAGCCUGAAUACUGUCAUCUUGAGUCAGAAUCAUUUACAAGGCAAGCUGCCACGAUCAUGGGCUAGUUGCAAACAGUUGGAAGUUUUAGAUCUCUGUGACAACGAAUUGGAGGACUCAUUUCUGAGCUGGCUUGAAACACUCCCAAACUUGCACAUUCUCGUCUUAAGGGCUAACAAGUUCCACGGUCCAAUAACUAGUCCCAAAUUCAUUCAUCCGUUUCCAGUGCUGCACAUCCUCGACAUCUCCAACAACAAUUUCAUUGGAACUUUUCCGAGCCAAUACAUCGCCAAUUUCAACUACAUGAUGGGUGGAGACAAAGGACAAGGGCUUCUAAAGUAUAGUACCGAGACGUGGUCCGAAUCCCAUUAUACAACUGUGAUAUACAAAGGGGUGCAGAUGCAGUUGUCACCUAUACGUGAAGCAUUAGUUGUCAUUGACCUAUCACAUAACCAUUUUCAAGGGGAGGUACCCAAAGAACCAUCGAGCCCUGUGAAUUUGACGAGGCAACGGAUGGUUGAUGUGAGUGGACUCUGCAUCAAGUGCGAGGAACAGAACAACACAGCGGUCCGACUUUUCAUGUUCAGGCCAGAAGGUCAUGCAUGCUAG